CGCACUCGCACGCGCACACACACAUAGCAACCACGGCUGUAUAAUAAUAUCGAUAGCAACCCACAGCAGCAGCAGGGUAGCGGAGUGGAGCAAGGACAAACAGGGAAGUGGCUUUAACAGGUGGGCUGCUGCCAGUGUUACCACCUCUCUCCAGCUCUUCGUCUGCCGCCGGAUAAAUUAUUCCCGUGUUUCGUGUUUCUAACCUGCUGAGUGGAAACCAGUCCAUGGUGAAAACACACGACGCACUUUGAGGAAUACGUAAAGAAAUAGAGACUAGCUGGGACUAAUACAACGGGAGGUCGUUAAGUGAGAAAGACUCGACGUGAGAUUGUUGAGCUUGUCAGAGACCAUUAGAGCAGCAGCAGAGAGUCCAGCACUUGUUGAGUGUGUGUACUGCAGGUGUUCUUUUAGAGGAGGUGACAUGUAGGUAGCCUACCGAUAGUGAGGAGAAUGCUCCAGUGUCCCGUUUGUUAUUGACGCUUAUUAUUACCCGUCGCUCUGACCGUAUGUGACCAUGAAGGACACAGGGGAAUCAAAGGACCACCAACUAACCGUUGCCUUGAGGAUUCGACCCCUCAGCGAUGCUGAGCAAGAGGAGGCGGCUACAAUUGUGGCCCACAGAGUGGACGACCAGAUGGUGGUCCUGAAGGACCCAAUGGAGGACCCGGACGACAUUCUGCGUGCCAACCGCUCCAGGGAGAAAACGUACAUGUUUGAUGUGGCGUUCGACUACUCAGCAAGUCAAGAGGAGGUGUACCGAGCUACAACCAAAGGGUUGAUUGAGGGCCUCAUUUCAGGCUACAAUGCCACCGUGUUCGCCUACGGACCCACAGGUUGUGGAAAGACAUACACCAUGUUGGGGACAGACAAGGAGCCAGGCAUCUAUGUUCGAACGCUAAACGACCUGUUCCGGGCCAUUGAGGAAACCAGUGACGACAUGCUGUACAGCGUUUCCAUGUCCUAUCUGGAGAUCUACAAUGAGAUGAUCCGUGACCUGCUGAACCCAUCCUCUGGCUUUUUGGACCUAAGAGAAGACUCGAAAGGAGAGAUUCAGGUCGCUGGCAUCACAGAGGUGUCUACCAUCAAUGCACAAGAGAUCAUGGAAUUGCUGAUGAGGGGCAACAAGCAGCGCACCCAGGAGCCGACAGCUGCCAACAAGACGUCGUCUCGCUCCCACGCUGUGCUGCAGGUGGCCGUGAAGCAGCAGGGCAGGUGUCGAGACGUCUUACAGGAGGUCCGCUUUGCACGUCUCUUCAUGAUCGACCUAGCUGGCUCUGAACGAGCAGCACAGACUCAGAAUAGAGGUCAGCGGUUGAAAGAGGGGGCCCACAUCAACCGCUCCCUUCUGGCUUUGGGCAACUGCAUCAACGCGCUGAGUGACAAAAAUGGCACCAAGUAUGUCAACUAUCGAGACAGCAAGUUGACUCGACUACUGAAGGACUCGUUGGGUGGGAACAGCCGAACGGUCAUGAUAGCCCAUAUUAGCCCCGCCUCUGUGGCUUUUGAGGAGUCUCGUAACACCCUGGCAUACGCUGACCGUGCCAAAAGCAUUCGAACACGGGUAAAGAGGAACCUGAUCAAUGUGUCAUACCACAUUGCUCAGUACACCAACAUCAUCUCAGACCUGCGCUGUGAGAUCCAGCGGCUCAAGAAGAAGAUUGCAGAUCAGGCGAGCCGCCAGCUUAACUCAGACCGGGCUGACAUCCGCCAUGUCCAGGCGGAGGUCCAGGCCCACUCCAGCCACCAGAGUCAGGCAGAGAUGGACCAGUUGAGGGAGCAGCUCUUGGAUGCCUUCCGCCAACAGAUGGAGAUCAGGAGGAGCCUGAUGGAGCUGGAAAACAGCAACAUGGAGAUCCAGAUUGACACCUCCAAACACCUGUUAACCAUUGCAGACUGGGAGCAGGAGCGUAGUAGGCGCAGGAAGAAGUGGCGGGCUGAAAGAAGGAAAGAAAGUGUCAAUAAGGACGAAAGCGAGAAGGACUCGGACUCCCCAGAUUCUCCUCCGGAUAGCACAGAGACCCAGCAGGUGGUGAUGGCCCGAGAAAACCUGGUUACACUCAUGGCUGAACAGAAAAAGAUCAACAAACAGAAGGCGUUGCUCGAGCGCAGAUUUGUGGAGCUUCGGGAUCUGGGCCGUCGCUUGGAGGAGCUGUUGCCUCGACGGGUGAGCUCAGAGGAGCAGCGCGAGGUCCUGUGCCUCCUCUGCAAAGUCCACGAGCUGGAGAUCGAGAACGCAGAGAUGCAGUCCCAUGCACUGCUCAAGGACAACGUCAUCCGGCACAAAGACUUUGUGGUGCAGCGCUUCGAGCAGCACAGACACCUGUGUGACGAGAUCAUACAGCAGCAGAGACAGUUCAUUGUUGACCACAGUCUGCUAGUACCUCCACACCUCCAGGAGCUGUAUGAGAUGUACAUGAGGGAGCUGGAUGAGAGGAAACUGGACAGAGCAAUGGCCCUGGACAAGGUGACCACCAGACACACCAUCAAGGAGGGCUCUCUACCUAAGAUCACCCUGCCCAGUCAGGGUCGUGACAACAUGCAGGACAUGGACUCGGACCAGGAGAGUGUACGCAACAUGUGCUCGGAUAACAGACGAGGCCAAGCCAAAAUCCGUAGACACACUUUGCCCCCUAUUCUGCCUGAGCCUGAGCUUGACAACAACAGAGUUUUUAAGAGCAGCCCUCAUGCCAGGCAGAUAAAAAACUCUGCUGUAAUGACACCGCCUCCCAUCCACAUAAACGGGAAGGGCAACAGAGAGCUGCAGCCGCUGGCUCCUGAGAGCUCUCUGAGCUACAGCCAUCUCAGCCACAGUGUCAGCAGCCACCUGGACUCUUCACCCGAGAGCAGCGAGGCCGGGGCUGAUAUCCCGCUUUCACGAACCGAGCGGCAGCAGAUCCUAAAGGGGGUCCAGAACAUUGUAGUAAAAGCAGCCCGUCGACGCUCCAAAGCUCUGGAGUUGGACGCCUUGCGAUUACCCCCUCCCCCCUCUCCCCUGGACCCCAAGAAGCAGAAAAGCAGCCUCUCUUUGAGUGAGGCGCCCCCUCAAGGUUUACCAAUGCGACGCGGCAGGCAGCCUAGCCCUGAGCUCAGACACGCCACCUCGGACGAUAACCUGUCCAGCAGCACGGGUGACGGGCCCGGCCUGCAGGUAACCUGGACACGCCCACGUAACCUUCAUGUCGCCACCAAGAACCAAACACCCCGCGAAGUGGACUUUGAGGCUCGCCGCAAGAAGAGGCGCUCACGCUCUUUUGAGGUCACUGGUCAAGCACUGCCUCAAACCAAGACAAGCACAGCUCAGAGGUUCCGUCCUCUGGACAGCACAUCAGACCUCCAUCUCCACAGCAACGGUCAGCCCCAGGCUCCCAUGCUACGUCCCCAGUACAGAGGGGUCCUUCCUCUCGCCAAAAUCAGGGCACCCCACAACAUCCAGCAAACAGGCUUAAAUGCAGAGUCCUCAUCAGCCCACAUGAAUAACCUGAAGCGAGGGCCCCAGCUGCGGCAGCCCCAGCCCCUCCUCUACAUCACCACCACAGGAACUGGGGGCCAGCGCACACGCAGACACUAAGCCAUCACCCAAAUUUAUCCUCAGCACCAGCACUGACACCUAAAACCAGCUGAGUUUGGAGUAGAACCUCAGAGCAACCAAACCCACCCCGAUCCCAACACCUCAGUGACUGACAUUAGGCAAGAUUGUAAGGCAGUAUGCUGGAGAUUAAACUUCACACAGGUGUCCUCUGUGCUUUGUUGUGGACACUGAGCAGCAGCGCUGACAGGCUCUGAGACCCAUCAGCCUACGGACGCCAAAGAUUGCUAGAUGUACAGUGCAUGUUCUGUGUGCGUGUAAAGUGUUUCCAUUUUAGCUUGCUGUCGUGCUGAAUUAUGUGUUAUUCUCAAGUCAGGAUGGUGUCAAACUCACUAUAAAUGCAACACACAAUACUAAUCGUUUAUUGUCAGCAUAUACGGUUUGGUAAUGUUCAGUGCUUGUUAUAAAGGCCAGAAAGUGAAGCAUUAAGCUAAAUGGGGAUGUUUCUAGGGCUCAACCUCAUCGUAAUGAUGUAAAUGAGAAUCAGUGGAAAUGACUGCCUUUAUUAUUAGGGUAUUACACUAAUGGCAAUGUAAAACUGUAACAUGAGAAAAGACGGAUUGUCACGUUGUUUCAGCAUCAGUUUUUCUUGUAGUGCGGUUGUUUCAAUGGCACGCUAAUAUUUGAGUAAA
Etheostoma spectabile (orangethroat darter) is the source of this 4218-nucleotide messenger RNA. It is a transcript of the gene kif19, whose product is annotated as kinesin family member 19. The record is from RefSeq and is a predicted model, not a curated record. Lineage: Eukaryota; Metazoa; Chordata; Actinopteri; Perciformes; Percidae. Gene Ontology annotation, biological process: microtubule-based movement. Gene Ontology annotation, molecular function: microtubule binding; microtubule motor activity; ATP binding.